CAGCAACACAUUCAUCCCUGCUAUGUGCAGCAUAAUAAGUACAGUCUCUCCUGAAUCCGACAAUUAUGUGACCUAGAUCACGAUUUUUGUGGAUGUAUAACGCAGUUUUAAUUCGUUAAAACAUCUUGGAUAAGGCAUGAGGGUAUUAUGUUGGUAAAAGGCCUGAACAAUUUUACAGUGCAACAAAUCACAGAUAACUACGUGUUCAAACAUUCAGAGAGGAUGCAUAUGAAGACUGAGGAAUAUCUGCCCGUAGACAGGGGCUGGGCUUGGAUCAUACUUCUAGGUAACUUCAUGGUUGUAUUUCUGGUCAUCGGAUGUACCUCAUCGUUUGGACUUUUCUUUGCGGAGUUUAUGGUCGAGUUCCGGGCACCUGCUUCCAGUAUUACCGUAGCGCUCUCCGUGCAAACCAUUGUGUUCAGUGUUUCCUCUUUAUUUGCAUUGAAUAUCGGAUCAAGUCUUGCAUCCAAUCGGACAUAUAUCAUCCUUAGCGGACUUUUCGGAUGUUCUGCAUAUUUAAUCAGCGCCGUCAUUAAAGACAUCUCAUAUCUGAUACUCUCCCAAGGUGUGAUAUUUGGUAUUGCGUAUGGAUUUUCUUACGGGCCGGCCCUCGUGGUUCUUGGCAGGUAUUUUGACAAGAAACGGGGCAUUGCGACAAGUUUAGGAAACAUGGGCGUGAGCUGUGGAAGCUUGGUGUUUCCUCCAGUCAUCAGACUAUUACUCGAUUCCUAUGGACUCAGAGGUGCUCUGGCAGUGAUUGGAGGAAUACUGUUAAACCUCUGUGUUGCUGGUGCCUUAAUGAGACCAGUGACAUUUUAUCAAGACAAGACUGAUAAAAUAGAUCAUGGCCAAAAAGUUUGGUCAACCAACAGUGAUGUUUAUGAUAGUAAUAACGUUAAAAUACCAUCAAUUGAUGAAAAAGAAAACCACAUUAUUAAAGCUGAUCCAAUCAAUUAUUACAAUCUUAGCAAUGUAGUAAAGAACAGUGAUAUCAUUCAGACAUCUUCGACUCAGAAGCAGAAGUUGCAAGGUUUAGACAAACGAAUACAAACAACAAAACAUCUAUGCAAGAAAGUUGUCCACUUCAAAGUUCUGAAAAACGCUUUAUUUAGAAUGUGGAUUCCGGUGUGCUUCUUGGGAAUAAUAGGAUGUGUACAAAUCGUGAUUUUCAUACCUCCGCAUGCAAAAGAUCUUCAGAUUUCAGACAGUGAUAUAACUCUCCUUGUGAUCAUUGUCGGGGCUUCAAACCUUAUUUCAAAGAUUUUAUUAGCAUACUUUAUAUACAUCAAUUUAAUGCCCAAGCACAUUCUGAUUGCCCUAUCUUUGAUCAUAACUGGAAUAUCUUGUAUGUUUAUAUCGUUCUAUACGAACUUCGUGACAAUGACCAUACUGUCAGUGAUAUUUGGGGUCUUCGGAAGUGUCUACUUUGGUCUUUUUCCGGCGGUGCUUGUUGACUUCGUUGGAUUAGAACAUCUCUCAGGUGCCAUGGCUAUCAACAUGUUAAUGCAAGGCUUGGGACUGUCUAUUUCAAAUCCAAUACUGGGAUUUCUGAGAGACAUGACUGGAUCAUUUCAUGCUUCAUUUUACCUAAUGGGGACAACUUUGAUUAUCAGUGGUGCUAUUCUUUUCCUGGAACCACUAUGCAGACGGAUGGAAAUAAGACGAACUGCUGCUCAAUAUUUACAAACACAAAUUGAUAUACAGCCGCUUUGAGGGAAAUGACGCAUAAAAAUGAAUAUCUAAAUAUUAGAUAGCUUUUUUAUAUUAAAAUAAUAUCAUUUAAUAUUUAUUCGUUUGAUGAGAUAUCGGCGCUUCUGAUUGGUCGAAAAAUUUCUUUGAUACCUGCAUCAAUAAAAUUUUCGCCGGAUCUACUUUUCUCAACUGUUCUGAUCUAACACUAUUUAUAGAACGGGAAUUUCCAAAAUAAACACUGUCAACAAAGUGUAAAGUUGUGUCUGUUUUAUUGUCAGCAAACAAAAUACAACUUUAUAAACAUAAAAACUUGAAAGUCUAACCUUCAAAAAUAAACAAAACACAAUAUCUUGUUCACGAAAUAGAAAAUUAAGCGUCUUCUCACGAUUUCGUCUGCUUGAACAGAUCAAUCAACAUUACUGCGAGGCUGGCUGUUCCUUUACCAGAAUAAUCAUAACGAACAUAUAGGCCCAUACACUUUCACGGUAACACUGCUGUUCAAACUUGGUAACGAUGAUUUUUAAACUGACACAGUACCCUACAUGAUCGGUCAUCAGAAAUUCAGAAUAAGCAUCGUUUUGAGUACAAUGCAUCAACUCCUUCGGCGCAUUCCAAGCGGCAGAUACUAUAGUAUACCAUUUAAGUACAUCACUGGCUAUAUAGUUACCACAAUGUUUACAAAAGUCGCUUAUACAUAAUAUUCUUUGUCGACAUAUCAACUAUUUUCGUCCACGAUCGCCUCUCCUUGGAUGGUUACGUCCAGUUGCAUUUUCCAUUGAUCUCACAUGAAAACUAGUGUUAUUACGAAUUUUUCUGCACAGUGAAUAAUAUCACAAGCUAUCGCAUGUAUUUUCCUUUCGUUUUCAAUUCAACCGGUUCAGAUUUUAACUCACUAUUUGUAUUUAAUCCAUUAAAUUCAGUUCAAUAGCUCUGCAUCAGCUGAAGGCGCAUCCAUUUUGAAUAUUGUUGCUGUUGUUAUUUUGUAUUCAUACGCGCCGCUUCAUUUACAUUAUUUACAUUUUUGAUCAAUGACACUUCACAUUUUUUGAUCUGAAAAUGUUUUAUUAAAUGAUAAGAAAUGAAGAUAAUAAUUUUUCUAUUGAUCGACGUAUCAAAGAAAAAA
This is a messenger RNA of Magallana angulata, 2815 nucleotides long. RefSeq names its product monocarboxylate transporter 12-like. Gene Ontology annotation, biological process: transmembrane transport; monocarboxylic acid transport. The coding region runs from base 148 to 1713 and encodes 521 amino acids. The transcript is spliced from 6 exons. The record is from RefSeq and is a predicted model, not a curated record. Gene Ontology annotation, molecular function: monocarboxylic acid transmembrane transporter activity. NCBI's taxonomy places the organism in Eukaryota, Metazoa, Mollusca, Bivalvia, Ostreida, Ostreidae.